GUGACAAACAGCAAUGGCGGCAAGCACAAAAUGGGAAAACGAGUGGAGGAAACGACUAUGAGUCUCUUUAGCUAUUGAACACGGAUGCUGAAUAAUAUCACACUUGAUAUUAUAUUUAACGUGUUCCUGUCAGUGAUGUGAGGAGACGAGGAUGGUGACAGCAUUUGUUGAUGGCUGGGACUUUGUGCAGGUUCUGGGAGAGGGAGCGUACGGGGAGGUGAAACUUGCUGUCAACAAUGAGACCCAGGAAGCUGUUGCUGUGAAGAUCAUCAACCUGGAAAAGACCCCAACAGCAGAGGAGAAUGUGCGGAAGGAGGUCUGUGUCCAUCGGAUGUUGACUCACGAAGCCAUCAUCAAGUUCUACGGCUUCCGGAAGGAUGGCAAGAUCCAGUACCUGUUCCUGGAAUAUGCUUGUGGAGGGGAGCUGUUUGACAGAAUAGAACCUGAUGUCGGAAUGAGCCAGGCUGACGCCCAGCGGUACUUCCGUCAGCUGGUGGCAGGAGUGGAGUACCUCCACUCCCGCGGCGUCACCCAUCGAGACCUGAAGCCAGAGAACCUGCUGCUUGAUGAUGUUGAUAAGCUGAAGAUCUCGGACUUUGGCCUGGCGACGGUGUUCCGCUACCAGGGGCGGGUGAGGAUGCUGGAAAAGUGCUGCGGCACCGUCCCCUACGUCGCCCCGGAGGUACUGAGUCGCCGACCAUACAGCGCAGAGCCGGCCGACAUCUGGUCGUGUGCUGUCGUCCUGGUGGCGUUACUCGCAGGAGAGCUGCCGUGGGAUGAGCCGACGUACGGGUGUCAGGAGUACUGUGAUUGGAAGGACUGCAAGAUCACCCUCACGCCCUGGAACAAGAUCGACAAUCUGGCACUGUCGUUGCUACGGAAACUACUAGUGGAGAACGCCAGCAAGCGGUACAAGAUGGAACAGAUCAAGAAGCAUCAGUGGUUCACGAAGACCUUCUACAAGAGAGGACUAUCUCGCGUGGCGUCCGGCUCACCGACCGACUCCCCGUCCGGCCCCGGGGUGUUUAAGCGGAUGUGUUCCCGGGUGGACACCACCCCGCCUGGCUGUUCCCCAGGGGCUACGGUAUCCAGCAGUCAGCCCAUGGCCUAUCGGGCUGACUCACAAGGGGAGGUAACUGAGAGUGGCACUGGGGAGGACCACCUGAUGAGCUUCUCCCAGCCGGUACAGGCAGACAAGAUGCUGCUGAGUAGCCAGAUACAGGGCACACCGGGGUCGUCACAGACGCCCAUGCAGAAACUGGUGAGACGAAUGACGCGGUUCUUUGUGAAGACUUGCCGGGACGAGACACUGAGUGAGAUGUACAAGGUGUUCGACAGCCUCACCUACACCUGGAAGAAGAGCAGUCCCAGCAUGCUGACCGUGACAACCAAGGACAAGAGAAACAACCCCCUGGUGUUCAAAGCCUGCAUCAUUGACAUGGGAGAUAACCUACUGGUAGACUUCAGACUCUCCAAGGGGGAUGGUCUGGAGUUCAAGAAACACUUCAUGAAGGUGAAGGACAGGAUGAAGGCGGUGAUCCGCAAGGCACCCCCCAUGUGGCCCCUGCAUCCCACCAGAUGAUGUCCCACGAUGUAGCAGUGGUCCCCACCAACAGCAGCGAGCCAGCUGGAUGGCUCGACACUGCUCGACACUGCUCCAACACUAGAUAUAUGAACUCCUCUACAACAUGGUGUUGAAUGUUGCCUCAACAACAGAACCCACAAUGUAGACAGCAGACAGACAGACAGACAGACUAUGUACAGAAGAUACAACAUGUUAGAGUCAGCUCCGGUACUAGGGUGUACAAAUGUAGCGAUACUCCACCAUAAAACCAGGAUGUGCCAAGUCAGACUGGUUCUAGGAUUGACUGCAGGUAUCAGUUAUCUCCCUUGACUUGUGUGUGUUUUGGAACAGAGUCUUCAUUUACCCACAAGAUCUGAAAAAUUUAACAAAUGAUCAACUGGUAUGAAUCUUUAUGAAGUUGCCAGAUAUGUUCACAUAAAUGAGAAUUGGUCUUUGCCUUCUAAACACUUGCAGGUUGUGUACUUACAAUAAACCCAAAUAGGUUAAAAUUUCAAGGGGUUUUAUUGAAGCAAAUUUCCCAUGCACGUCAGCAGGUAUGGACUUGUGCCUACCUUAAUUCUAGAAGUCGUAACAAUAUUUCAACUUUUUCCUUAACGUAUAAUUUAAUGUUUUCUAUGAGCUGGACAGGACACAAAUCCUACCUUGUUGCAGAAGACCCGAGGUUGUUUUGUGUGCCUAGUACUCCCACCC
Molecule: messenger RNA, 2275 nt
Organism: Haliotis rufescens (red abalone)
Lineage: Eukaryota; Metazoa; Mollusca; Gastropoda; Lepetellida; Haliotidae
Product: serine/threonine-protein kinase Chk1-like
Exons: 14
Coding region: 152-1582 (476 amino acids)
Biological process (GO): intracellular signal transduction; protein phosphorylation
Cellular component (GO): nucleus
Molecular function (GO): protein serine/threonine kinase activity; ATP binding
Source: RefSeq, a predicted model, not a curated record